Messenger RNA from Formica exsecta, 984 nucleotides. RefSeq lists its product as uncharacterized. NCBI's taxonomy places the organism in Eukaryota, Metazoa, Arthropoda, Insecta, Hymenoptera, Formicidae. Gene Ontology annotation, molecular function: nucleic acid binding. The coding region runs from base 1 to 984 and encodes 327 amino acids. The record is from RefSeq and is a predicted model, not a curated record. The transcript has a single exon.
AUGGGCGACUUGCCCCGACCUCGUGUCAUACCCGCAAGGCCUUUCCUGCACACCGGACCUGUCCUCGUGAGAACAGCCAAAGGACGCGGUCACCGUUCGCACAAGGCGUUUCUGGCGAUAUUUGUUUGUCUUAGCUCGAAGGCCGUCCAUCUGGAAGUAGUUUCUGAAGCCUUCCUGGCGGCGCUGCUCCUGUUCAUCUCGCGUCGGGGCCUCUGCUGCAGUCUCCGAAGUGACUGUGACACGAACUUUGUCGGGGCAGACACUCAACUCCGGAAAUUCUUCAGCGCCAGCAGUCCUGAGCAGCGUCGAAUCGCCGAGCAGCUUGCCAGUGACCGCAUCCAGUGGAGCUUCAAUCCGCCGUCGGCGCCGCAUUUCGACGGCCUCUGGGAGGCCGCAGUUAAAUCCCUUAAGCACCAUCUCCGACGGGAGCUGGACGACGCGACAUUAACAUACGAGGAGUUGAGCACCCUCAUCGCACAAAUAGAAGCGUGCUUAAAUUCCAGACGUCUCCAGGCCUUAUCGGACGACCCAGACGACUUGACUGCCCUGACGCCGGGGCACUUCUUGAUAGGAUCAGCCGUUAACGCCGUCCCCGAACCGAGCCUCCUGGAAACACCGAUCAACCGCCUGACGCGGUGGCAACUCCUUCAGCGAAUGCGCGACCACUUUUGGGAACGGUGGUCGCGUGAGUAUCUCCAGACCCUUCUUCAGCGGUCGAAGUGGUGGAGCGCUAAUGCUCAGGUGCGGGUUGGCCGCCUUUGCUUCAUCCGCAGCGAGAACACUCCGCCCAUACGCUGGCCGCUAGCCCGAGUUACCAAGGUGCACCCUGGAGAAGACGGCCAGACCCGCGUGGUCACCGUCAGUGAUGCCAGAAACGGGUCCCGCGGCUCACGGCUCAGCAAUGAACACUCCGCGGCCGCUAGCCCGAGUUACCAAGGUGCACCCUGGAGAAGACGGCCAGACCCGCGUGGUCACCGUCAGUGA